UCCUCUUUUCAAGGGAUCCAGAAAUGAUCUCUCCAAGCUACAAAACCGUCAUCCAGGGCGAAGCCUCCGAGACUGACUCAGAGGAAGAAAUCAAUUGCUCAGCAUCCUCUCGGGCUGCCUUUGAAAAGCCUGCUGGACUUCAGGUCGCUGGGGAAGCCUCUGAAACAGACGAGGAAGACGAAGCCGGAAUUCCCGCUGGACCGAAAGCCGAGGCGAAAUGGAUCACGCCAGAUUUGCCUCCCCUGAUCGUUUACAGGGAUGAAGAUUCGGAGUCUCCCACCGCUGUCGAAGAGAAGCCCGCCCUUCACAUCAAACACCGGGGCCGAUACAGCACCCUACUGCAGCAGAAGCUGGUGGAGAGUAACGCCCGCUUAUACUACGACAUCCACAACACCAUCAAACAGGUUUACCAAACUGCCAUCAAGGAGAUUGGAGCCAUUACUGGGCAGCUGAGCCAUUCCCAAAAUGGCAUCAUCAACGCUUCACACAACAUACGGCUGGUUCUGGACGACCUACGGACCGUGGCAGAAAAAAUAGACAUUAUUAACAGCUGCAGUUUGUUACCGGAUAUCCCGAUAGAGAUGCCUUCAGCGCACACCUAAGAGACGGACGGACACAGUUGUUCAAGGGGGUGAGGUUGGAUGGGACCCCUGCUUGUAGAGCUCAGCC
Molecule: messenger RNA, 669 nt
Organism: Notechis scutatus (mainland tiger snake)
Lineage: Eukaryota; Metazoa; Chordata; Lepidosauria; Squamata; Elapidae
Source: RefSeq, a predicted model, not a curated record